This is a messenger RNA of Pan troglodytes (chimpanzee), 2222 nucleotides long. It is a transcript of the gene ACAT1, whose product is annotated as acetyl-CoA acetyltransferase 1. NCBI's taxonomy places the organism in Eukaryota, Metazoa, Chordata, Mammalia, Primates, Hominidae. The transcript has 14 exons. Bases 1008 to 2021 code for a protein of 337 amino acids. Gene Ontology annotation, molecular function: acetyl-CoA C-acetyltransferase activity. Gene Ontology annotation, cellular component: mitochondrion. The record is from RefSeq and is a predicted model, not a curated record. Gene Ontology annotation, biological process: fatty acid beta-oxidation.
GGCUCGGGCGCGCGGCUUAGGCCCCAGGACAGUCACGCGACGGGGUCUGGUCCAAAAACCGCCUAAGUGCUCCGAUAACACCCAGGGACUCGCGUAUUUUUACAGCGCGUUUCUACUUCCAAGGUCUCGGCGUAAUCAUCUUAAUGAGCGUUACUGCUUGCAGGGCACAGUGGCUCACGCCUGUAAUCCCAGCACUUUGGAAGGCCAACGCAGGAGGAUCGCUUGAGCCCAGGAGUUUGAGACCAGCUUGGUGGGGGGAAUCAGAGCCUGUUUGUAUGCUUAUGGAAUUAUCCAGAAGUAAAAGGGGUGAAUGAUGUAGAGGAGAAGGAAGGGAUAACUGUGCCAUCUUUGAAAAGGCAACUGGAAAUGGGAUCCAGAGUAAAGUGGAGAGAACCAGGGAAGAUUCCAUUAAACUGGACCAGAAGCUUGAAAGAAGAGAAGUGGCUUAGUAAACAAGGAACAAACUAGCUAAGUAGAAAGGGGACUUUUAAAAUUUAAUUUUUAUUUCAAUAGGCUUUUGGGAACAGGUGGUGUUGGAUUAUAUGAAUAAGUUCUUUAGUGGUGAUAUCUGAUAUUUUGGUGCACCCAUCACCCGAGCAGUAUACACUGUAAACCAAUGUGUAGUCUUUUAUUCCUCAUCCCCACCCCCCGCCUUUCCCCUGAGUCCCCAAAGUCCACUGUAUCAUUCUUAUGCCUUUGUGUCCUCAUAGCGCAGCUCCCACUUAUGAGUGAGAACAUAUGCUGUUUGGUGUUUCCAUUCCUGAGUUACUUCACUUAGAAUAAUAGUCUCCAAUUCCAUCCAGGUUGCAGAAAUAAGAUAUGUGGAACGGAGUUAUGUAUCAAAACCCACUUUGAAGGAAGUGGUCAUAGUAAGUGCUACAAGAACACCCAUUGGAUCUUUUUUAGGCAGCCUUUCCUUGCUGCCAGCCACUAAGCUUGGUUCCAUUGCAAUUCAGGGAGCCAUUGAAAAGGCAGGGAUUCCAAAAGAAGAAGUGAAAGAAGCAUACAUGGGUAAUGUUCUACAAGGAGGUGAAGGACAAGCUCCUACAAGGCAGGCAGUAUUGGGUGCAGGCUUACCUAUUUCUACUCCAUGCACCACCAUAAACAAAGUUUGUGCUUCAGGAAUGAAAGCCAUCAUGAUGGCCUCUCAAAGUCUUAUGUGUGGACAUCAGGAUGUGAUGGUGGCAGGUGGGAUGGAGAGCAUGUCCAAUGUUCCAUAUGUAAUGAACAGAGGAUCAACACCAUAUGGUGGGGUAAAGCUUGAAGAUUUGAUUGUAAAAGACGGGCUAACUGAUGUCUACAAUAAAAUUCAUAUGGGCAGCUGUGCUGAGAAUACAGCAAAGAAGCUGAAUAUUGCACGAAAUGAACAGGACGCUUAUGCUAUUAAUUCUUAUACCAGAAGUAAAGCAGCAUGGGAAGCUGGGAAAUUUGGAAAUGAAGUUAUUCCUGUCACAGUUACAGUAAAAGGUCAACCAGAUGUAGUGGUGAAAGAAGAUGAAGAAUAUAAACGUGUUGAUUUUAGCAAAGUUCCAAAGCUGAAGACAGUUUUCCAGAAAGAAAAUGGCACAGUAACAGCUGCCAAUGCCAGUACACUGAAUGAUGGAGCAGCUGCUCUGGUUCUCAUGACGGCAGAUGCAGCAAAGAGGCUCAAUGUUACACCACUGGCAAGAAUAGUAGCAUUUGCUGACGCUGCUGUAGAACCUAUUGAUUUUCCAAUUGCUCCUGUAUAUGCUGCAUCUAUGGUUCUUAAAGAUGUGGGAUUGAAAAAAGAAGAUAUUGCAAUGUGGGAAGUAAAUGAAGCCUUUAGUCUGGUUGUACUAGCAAACAUUAAAAUGUUGGAGAUUGAUCCCCAAAAAGUGAAUAUCAAUGGAGGAGCUGUUUCUCUGGGACAUCCAAUUGGGAUGUCUGGAGCCAGGAUUGUUGGUCAUUUGACUCAUGCCUUGAAGCAAGGAGAAUACGGUCUUGCCAGUAUUUGCAAUGGAGGAGGAGGUGCUUCUGCCAUGCUAAUUCAGAAGCUGUAGACAACCUCUGCUAUUUAAGGAGACAACCCUAUGUGACCAGAAGGCCUGCUGUAAUCAGUGUGACUACUGUGGGUCAGCUUAUAUUCAGAUAAGCUGUUUCAUUUUUUAUUAUUUUCUAUGUUAACUUUUAAAAAUCAAAAUGAUGAAAUCCCAAAACAUUUUGAAAUUAAAAAUAAAUUUCUUCUGCUUUUUUCUUGGUAA